UCAUUUAGCUGAUGGAGCUGCAGAUGAAACCAGGGUUCAGGAGGAAAAUUUCUUGUAAAGGUCUACCUUCCAGAACUCCAAUUUAAGAGCUUAUGCCAGCUUUUAGUGUGAAGACGACCAUUUACAUUGCCUUUUUUACAUUUAACGUUUUUUGAGUUAUGUUAUUGCCUUGAGUCUGUUUGUUCUGUGAGGUAGGCUCUGUUCCACAUAACAGAACCAUUAAAAUAAAUGACCAUAAUAUAAACUGGACAGUGUUACACUGUUGGAAGCAUUUCUGAGAGGAGGUGAAGGCAUAAAAUAGAGCAGGCAGACUCCUCUGGGAACGCAAGUGAAGUUUUCAUGAAUAAUUUGGAAUGUAGCCAGUGAGUUUGGUUUGAUUUCCCUCGAAAUGGGGUAUCUUCUUAGAAACCCAGUUUGCGGAGAGUAUGGUAAGUGUGCCGUUGUUUCCAGCAAGAGAAGAAGAUAAUACGGCACGGAAACCCUGUCUUGGGAAUCCUACCCUCUCAAGCAUGCAGGCGUAAAGGGGAGCAUCGUAAAGAGUCAGAAGUAUGCCAUCACUAGAGGAUGGUAUGAUACCAUAUCCUGCAUCUCAUACAUUCUUCUGGAACAGGAGAGACUUUUUUGUAGAAAUUCCACUGUGAUCUCUACGUUGUCGAUUUCUUAAAUACCUUUGGCUUACCCUGUGCGCUGAAGGAACGGCAACUUUCCAGCUAAAGAAAACCUCUUUCUGGACUGUCCAUGUUUCUUCAGAAAAAGAAACAAUACCCUGAAACUACCAGCUAAACCGAGCAGAGUGUCGUGUCGUUAGAGAAGUAGAUUGCCCAAAGAGGAUAAGCAGAUAAAGGAGAGCCAGCAUUAAGUGCCGAACACUCAUGUGAUUCUGAACGUCAAAGGAGAUUAACGCCACAGUCCCAAGAUCUUUGUAGUGGUUUGUUCAGUGUAGGUGAAUAAAGCAUCCACCUUACUAUGCGAGGUGCCGUAGGGAUCGUAAAGACAGUUAAGGUCACCAAGGAGCCAAGUUUCGGAGAGGGCAGUUGAGAACUAUGUAGCAGAAGAUACUGGACGAGGCAGAGUGUGAUGAAGGUGUGCUCUAAUGGACAAAGGUUUCUGUAGGGUGUGAAGAGGGGCCGGAAAUGGCCUCGGAGAUGGCCCUUGAAAGAUAGAUUAGGCUUUAAACAGGAGAAAAUGGGGACAAAGGGUAAGAGCAAGAGGUCUUUUGAGGGAGUCCCCGUGUGAGGAAUGACAGGGCAGAGGUCAGCCCCACACGUGGCGGGGAGGGCAGAGCCUGGUCAUGGUCCGUCUGAGUUGAAACUGAGGAACGGUGCUGCCUGGCAGAGCAGACUGCGGAAGCCCAUGCAGAGGGCGGCUCUGAUGCCUGGCUAAGGAACGUGGGGAAAUCAGAAGCGGUGUGUGAUGAGGCGGGCGAAUGUGGCGCAUCAUCUGGUCUGCGCUGGAGAACCUGGAGGCCUGGAACGCAGUUCUUUCCGUGAUUCAGCAGAAGGGGAUGAGCACUAGGUUACGUUGGUGGCUGUGGGAACGAAGGGCACCUGUCUUUCCUGCUCUGCCAGGAUGUGGCUGGCGAUUGAUCACAAACACGGAAACUUGUUUGGCCUCUUGCACCCCGUGCUCACUCCCGAUCUGCAGAGGUAAAUGGUGAAAUAACUUAGCAGUUGAACUCUUCCUUCGUUCACUUCACGUAAACCCCUCUCCUAGUUGAGUGGGUGAAUUGUUUGCAGCCCCGAAUUGCUGAACGGGUGCUUCUGAGGCCUAUUCAGAAGGUAACGAGAUUUCCCGUUUUAAAAGCGCACAAAGACUGUGGAACGGGACCGUUUGGUCUGAAUUUUGGAGCUGCUGGAACUUCUUGUUGCUUUAGUGAUUAAAAACAAACACACCUCAAUAUCCGUGGCCUUUAUGCCGAAUGUUUAGAUAUGAUAGGUUUAUACAGCACGAGGGAGGAACUUAGCCCAAAUGAAAUGAGCAGCGGCCCUGGAAGUUUGGGGGUUAACCAGAGUCAGUCCUGGCGGACAGCCGCCCCACUUGCCCCUCUGCGCCUGCCCCUUGUGCCAGUGGUGCCAGGCCCGUGGGUGGUUGCGGCUGGAGGUACUGAGGAAGCGGUCGCUGACACAGCCAGAUUUCCACGUUCCCUUUUGUCACUGCAGCCGAGACGGGUGCCGUUGAACAGAUCACUGGAGGAGCGGAGAAUCACGGAAGGAGAUGUGUGGUGUGUGGGUCGUGCUGGAACCAGUGGUCUCUGGAAUCUGCUCUCAGACUAGCACUCGCUCUUCACCGUAAUCACAGAGAACCAUCUUACUGAGUUUCACACCAAACUCCCUACCAUCACAAUUACAUUUUGGAUGCACUUGAAUUGCCUUUACCUCAGCUGACAGUGUUACGUGCUCUCUGGGAGAAGGAUGCUGAAACAAAACAGGAAUUGUGGGAGGCGCUCCUGUGAAGAAAUGGACCAGUGUGCGUAAUCAUGGAAUCUCCUUGCUAACCUGCUCUCCUUGAGAAGUGAGAGAGAGAGUGGGUCAGGGAGAAGGAAAAGAGGUCAACAUGAAGCUAAAGCAGCGAGUCGUGCUGUUAGCAAUUCUUCUUGUCAUCUUUAUCUUCACCAAAGUUUUCCUGAUUGACAACUUAGACACAUCAGCAGCAAACCGAGAGGACCAGAGGGCUUUUCACAGAAUGAUGGCUGGCUUGCGGGUAGAACUGGUGCCCAAGCUGGACCACACCUUGCAGUCUCCCUGGGAGAUUGCAGCCCAGUGGGUGGUUCCGCGGGAAGUGUACCCAGAAGAGAUACCAGAGCUGGGGGCGAUCAUGCAUGCCAUGGCCACCAAGAAGAUCAUUAAAGCUGAUGUGGGUUAUAAAGGGACACAACUGAAAGCCUUACUGAUACUUGAAGGAGGACAGAAAGUCGUCUUCAAACCUAAGCGGUAUAACCGAGACUAUGUGGUAGAAGGGGAGCCGUAUGCUGGCUAUGAUAGACACAAUGCAGAGGUAGCAGCCUUUCAUUUGGACAGGAUCCUGGGUUUCCGCCGAGCGCCCUUAGUGGUUGGCAGAUUUGUUAAUCUGCGGACAGAGAUCAAGCCUGUUGCCACGGAGCAGCUGUUGAGCACCUUCCUAACCGUAGGAAAUAAUACUUGUUUCUACGGGAAGUGUUACUACUGCCGAGAAACGGAGCCAGCUUGUGCCGAUGGAGACACAAUGGAGGGGUCUGUCACGCUGUGGCUUCCGGAUGUGUGGCCUCUGCAGAAACACCGACACCCGUGGGGCAGGACUUACCGAGAGGGCAAACUGGCCAGGUGGGAGUACGACGAGAGCUACUGCGACGCCGUGAAGAAAACGUCCCCUUACGACUCCGGCCCGCGCCUCCUGGACAUCAUCGACACCGCAGUCUUCGAUUACCUGAUCGGCAACGCUGACCGCCAUCACUAUGAGAGUUUUCAAGACGACGAAGGCGCUAGCAUGCUCAUCCUUCUCGAUAAUGCCAAAAGCUUUGGGAACCCGUCACUGGAUGAGAGAAGCAUUCUUGCCCCCCUCUAUCAGUGUUGCAUCAUUCGGGUUUCUACCUGGAACAGACUGAACUACCUAAAGAAUGGUGUGCUGAAGUCUGCCUUAAAAUCCGCCAUGGCCCAUGACCCCAUCUCCCCCGUGCUGUCUGAGCCUCACCUGGACGCCGUGGACCAGCGGCUCCUGAGCGUCCUGGCCACCGUGAAGCAGUGCACUGACCAGUUUGGGGCGGACGCUGUGCUGGUGGAAGACAGGAUGCCUCUUUCCCACUUGUAAUUUGCCACACAAAAUAAGUGAAACUACUUUUUACAAAGCUAGAGAAACAGCACAAUCACUUCCAAAUGGUAUGCGAUGGAUUGGAAACGGCCAGCGGCAAGCUCUGGGUGACAGGGGACAGGGUGGCCUUGGAUUCCUUUGGUGAUUUCUGUAGGAGAAACUAAAGCAGAGACGACAGGUUGCAGACCCCAGGAGCCUUCCUGCCAGACCACCCGACCCCCUCGGCAUCUGCGCACCCCCGCGGUGGGCCUCCUGCUUGGUCCGUCCUAACUCACGUGCCAAAGGGUGGAUCGAGGUGUGGCGCCUGGAUGGGUUAAUGCUGGGGUUGGUUCUAGAGCGUGUAGUUCGAGUUCAUCUUCUAAUCCUUUCUCCACACCUGUGGAUUUUCUGAGAACACUUUGUAAUCUCUUGAGUCCUUUUGCAACCAGGACUAGUCCAGUUGGGAGUUUUCCUGCCUCCUGAGGAGUAGCAGCCAGUAAGACCUGGCGUUCUGUUGAGCCCAAAUAGCAUGCUCUCCUGGGAGGGAUAUGUUUUUAGGAUAGAAUUAGUGGGAAAGACAAAGGCGGGAAAGACGCCCGGGCUCCUUCUAAGUGAUUGGGUGGUAGUGUUCUUCGGGAUAGUUUAGAGGAGGGAAGAAGGGGCAGAACCAGAAUCGGAGAAGCCCCCCUGGCAGGUGCGUAAACGCAGACGUGACUCGAACCUCAGUGAGACCCGCAUUCCCACAGUGGUGUCCCAGUUACCCCGAAGUCGUUCAGGCGUGAUUCUCUCACGGAUACUUUCUUUUUCCCUUUUGCCCCAAGCAGGCACAUCUUUUCUAAAUUAACAAAGCGAAUUGAGGUGAUACCUUGAAUAAGAGUGAAGUUGCCUGUGAUCUCUGCCAUCCUGAUUUCUUUUCGGAAAUGAAUUUCCACCUCAGCCUUUAAGGCAUUUGGUCACCGAAGCCUCUGUUCCCGAGAGAAUGGCAAUGCUGUUUGUGCCUUUCUCGUGAGAACAACCAGCUUGCUCCCAGAGCGGACGGUGCUCGUCCUGCUGGCGGCUGGACCUGUCCUGUGACUUGGGCCUUGCAGAAGAUUGGGAACAAAAAUUUUAAGCAUUCUGAGCCUUAAAAUUAAGGAGGUCACUAGGGAGGGCCUUAAGAUUUUGAUUUAUAUCAAGCCCUAACGUCCUCAUUUCAUUUCAUCGGGCGUUCUGAACCGGUGGUGUAGGAUCGUUUUCCCGUGUCCUCUCACUGCCCACGACCCGGGCUCAGUGCAGUCUGUGUUCCUGCAAAGCGACUCGGACCCGUAAGCAGUUGCAGUAAAGCACAGGGCCCGAGGGGGACAGGCUCGGUGCGCCCGCCCACCAGGAGACCCAUUUCUCCUGCCUCUUGUCCGGGUGCCGGUCCAGCUUCUCACUUCUGUCAAGCAGAGACUGGUACUUAAAGCAUGUGGGCGAGCCGAUUUAAUGCCAGCCAUCGGAGACCGGUGUCAGGCAGCCACCCUUUUGAAAACAGCCUAGAAUGUAUGCCCUGAUUUUCUCGCAUUGAAAGGCCGCUAAGUAACCUGUCACCACUUAACAAUAGCAUGAGGUCAGGAUGCUUUUGUGCUUUGUACGUACGUUUCGAGACGUAC
Molecule: messenger RNA, 5393 nt
Organism: Leopardus geoffroyi (Geoffroy's cat)
Lineage: Eukaryota; Metazoa; Chordata; Mammalia; Carnivora; Felidae
Gene: FAM20B
Product: FAM20B glycosaminoglycan xylosylkinase
Exons: 8
Coding region: 2554-3783 (409 amino acids)
Biological process (GO): protein phosphorylation
Cellular component (GO): Golgi apparatus
Molecular function (GO): phosphotransferase activity, alcohol group as acceptor
Source: RefSeq, a predicted model, not a curated record